Branchiostoma floridae (Florida lancelet) is the source of this 2543-nucleotide messenger RNA. RefSeq names its product putative ankyrin repeat protein RF_0381. The transcript is spliced from 19 exons. Lineage: Eukaryota; Metazoa; Chordata; Leptocardii; Amphioxiformes; Branchiostomatidae. Gene Ontology annotation, molecular function: protein binding. Gene Ontology annotation, cellular component: nucleus; cytoplasm. Bases 306 to 2123 code for a protein of 605 amino acids. The record is from RefSeq and is a predicted model, not a curated record.
UCUGACGCGGCCGCCAUGUUUUAGAGCUUACGUCACGACAUAACAUCCGGGCAUUCGUUAGAGAGAAAAAAAAGAGACUCUCAACAACAUUGGUUAAUGGUUUAGAGGCAAGAAGUACAGAUUUUUGAGAGAGGGGUUUGAGAUUUGUGUCAGUGACGUGGGGAUAUUGUGACAGCCCCCCUCCCCACUCUGUCAGCUGUUUGUUCAGGCUUGUCAAGGGCGGGAAAACUGUCAGAGACUGUUGUUCGCGAGCUGUCGUCAGAUUUCUCCUCAUUCCGACAGCCGAUUGUUUCUUUCAAGCAGUGAUGUUUAAUCUUUUGAACAAAGGACUAGCAGCAGUUUAUAGUGGUGGUCCUACAAAGGACGGUGAGAGUCCCGACAUGCCCCCCGUUAGUACCCGGUCCACAGGAGACGCCAUGAAGCCAGCCACAGCAGCAGGGGAGGUACCCAAAGUACAGGUUGGGGUUGACGUUGCACAGAAAAAGGAGGACCCGGAUGUAGGAUUUGUGGGAAUGCUCAGAGCGCAGGCGCAGGAGACGGAAGUAUCUUCUGGGGCGUCUGCGCAAACACAGGGUGAGAAGCCAGCCGCCGUAGUGGAGCCACACAGGUCAAGUAUUCACUCAAGCUUACCCAAGAGAUUACCCGAGAGAAUUCUGUAUGGAGACUUGUGUAAUGCGGCACUGAUAGGGAACCAUGACGUGGUGGAGAAACUGUUGAAGGAAGGGGAGGACGUGAACGAGAGAGACAAGGAUGGUGAGAUAGCCUUGCACAUUGCCGCACAAGAAGGACAUUCCUCCAUUGUGGACCUACUCUUGGAGGCCGGAGGACAGGUGGAGGCUAAGAACAAGGACGGGGAUACUCCACUUCAUAACGCCUCACGGGAAGGCUAUGUGGACAUAGUAGAGAAGUUGGUCAGUGCUGGAGCUGAUGUUGAGAGCAAGAACCUGAAAGGCGACACAUCCCUUCAUCUUUCCGCCGAGAGAGGUCACUUCGGAGUGGUUCAGAAACUGGUGGACAGAGGGACAGACUUCACCAUCAAAAACUUCAACGGCAUCACAGUACUACACGCAGCGGCUGAUGGCGGACAUACUAACGUUGUGGACACCCUAAUCAACGCUGGGAUAGACGUCAACUACAAAGAUGUGAAUGGCGAGUCGUCGUUACACAAGGCUGCCAUGAAUGGUCACGUGGGCUGUGUGGACAGACUGAUGAGAGCAGGAGCAGACAUGGUCGCCAGAAAUGAUAAUGGUCACACUGUCAUUCACUGCGCGGCGAUAGGAGGUCACGUGGGCAUUGUCGACAUGCUCAUUAAGAACAACUUCGACAUAGAAAUCGUGGACGAGGACGGUGACUUGGCGCUCCACAAAGCUGCGACAGAAGGACAUGUGGAGGUGGUGGACAGGCUGGUGAAGGCAGGGGCAGAUGUCAACGCCAAGAACAAUUACGAAUACACGCCGUUGUACAACGCGGCGCUGUCCGGUAACUUCCACGUGGUGGAAUAUCUCAUCGCUCAUGGAGCAAACGUCAAUGAGAAAGACGGGAAUGGAAACACUGCCCUGCACGAGGCCGUGUCCAGACAACACGCAGCGGUGGCCAAGAAACUGAUUGCCGUCGGAGCAGACAUCACAGAGAAAGACGUGUACGGGAGCAGCAUGUUGUUUAAUGCUGCCAUCUGGGGUAACGUUGACGUCGUAGACAGUCUCAUCAAAACUGGUGCUGAUGUCAACACUAAGAAUAAGGGAGACAGUACUGCACUUCAUGAGGCAGCCGCUAGGGGGUACGUACCCGUUGUGGACCGUCUACUAGGUGCAGGUGCCGAUGUUGACGCAAAAGACAAGUACAACCACAGUGUUCUUCACAAGGCUGCAUUCGGCGGCCAUGCUGACCUUGUCAACACACUCAUCAGGACAGGAGCCAAUCCUAACGCACAAAACAACGAUGGAGAUACGCCUCUUCACAUUGGCUCUUGCAUGGGUCACGUAGGCGUGGUGAAGAGUCUCAUCCAAGGAGGGGCUGACCCCAACGUCGUGAACGAGUACGGUGGAAUUCCAGCAGAUGAUGCCGAGGAUGAAGAAAUCCGCGCCCUCCUGAUGUCCAUGAUGUCAGAACCAGAGACAGAGUAGGGUCAAAGGUCAACGACGAGGCCGCCAUUUUGAAAGAUAGCAAACUCGAUCAAAAUCAGUAAAUUUUCCGACAAUCACUUGUUUUAUGACUUUACACCUUUUGAACGCUAAAAUCUCGAGAUAUCUCGCGAUGCUACAUGGAAGCUAGAGUAAGAUUUGAUAAUCAUAUUUACAUAAGAAUUCAGAAUAUGAAUACAUAAAGGCUAAGAAUUGUACGUUUUCUCAUUACCUCAUUCAUUGAAUAUAAACCACAACUUAAAUCUCAUGAGAAAUGACGGGAAAAUUGUGCAUAGUCAUUGUUAAUAGUUAAUUUUUGUACUUUGUUUUGUCGAAGGAAUGAUUAGAUGUUCCCCACUACACUGGUUACAAAAUGAAUGAAUGUUUUCUUGUCGAUUUGGUCCACUUUUUAUCAGUCAUAAG